AAGAUGGAAGAGUGGGAAGGUGAUAAUGGUUUAUUCAGUAUUGACACAGAUCUGUAUCCCCAGGAAGAGAAGCGAGCAAGGACUGUUCAAAAUACAAAUCAAUUAUUCGACCCUACAGAGCAUUUCGGGUUCUGGUUCGAAGCCGAAGACGACCCAGUCAGAUUUGACCCGAAUGCAGACAAUAAUUCGGAUACUUUGAUCACACAUCUCAUGCACAGAGCGAAUGCCGCUUUUGCGAGAAACGAGUUUAAAAAGUGCAUCGAAGAAAUUGAAAGUCUCAAGCGCAGAGUCCCGAAUCUCAAAAGAAUAGUGAUUGCCAGUGCUAACUUGACGGAAGCCUGUUGCUACAUCGAACUGAAGAUGGACGAAAAGGCAAAACAGUUGACACGUGAGGUGCUCAUCAGCUGUGAAAGCCCUGAAGAUUACAUAGGUUGUUACAAAGUGUGGAGAAAGUUAGGGAGCAUGCAGAAUAGCCAUGCCCAACAAUUUGCUCUAGAUUUGAUCACGAUUCAUUAUGACCCUCACAACUUCUUCGCCCUCUAUUCAGUCGCCACUUCCAAAGACCUCAACUUGCUCUCCAAAACUACCAAGGGAAAGCAAUUUGGCCUAGAUACUAUCAAAGUUCGACUCCUUCUUAGAGCCAUGUUUUUGAGCCAAGCUGCAGUCGCGUGUAAUGAUUCUUUCUUUGCUACAAGAUAUCAAAAACUGAGCCAGGUUUCUUCCCAAGCUGUCGAAUGUCUGAAAUCCGAAUCAGCGUUAACUGAAGAAGAAAUUGAUCAUGCGCGUGGAACGGAGAGAUCAAAUAGUUGUCUGUUUGAUGUAAACAAAUUACCGAAUGAUGUUUUGAUGGGUCUUUUUGACUCAAACUGUGAGCAAAGCAUCAAAUUUUUUGGAAUUUUAUGCGAUAGUUUUGUCGAUCAUUUUUUGUUUAGUGUGUCAUUAAACUAA
Messenger RNA from Symsagittifera roscoffensis, 948 nucleotides. RefSeq lists its product as uncharacterized. The record is from RefSeq and is a predicted model, not a curated record. The transcript has 3 exons. Bases 4 to 948 code for a protein of 314 amino acids. NCBI's taxonomy places the organism in Eukaryota, Metazoa, Xenacoelomorpha, Acoela, Convolutidae.